UACAUAGAGUAUUUAUAUCAUUAUUUAGUUUAUUAAUGUGUCCAUAAUGAGCUUUGGUAGUGCUCACUUUGAGGAUUGAACAUUCUGUCUUUCAAAACUUGGCGACCAACGUGACUGAAAACCUGGCAACCCUGUUGGCCAUGGCCAGCUGAUUAUUUGUUUGGUUCAAAUAAUCCGUUUGAAGUUUUUUUCCAGAUUUUUAACUUUCAGGUGGAUUAUUAAUACCUAAAACGUGUUUAUGAAUGGUCUCGUAUAAAAGGUCUGCUUAUGUGAUUUAAAUGUAUGUGAACUGUGCAUUUAACUGUGGAAUUAAUAUGUGCGGCGAUGAAACACGAUAGUUUUAAAAACUCAGUUUUAUUAUAUGUCACAAUAAUAUGAAUUCAGCAGAAGAGCUGGCCUCUUGUCCUUACAAUGCAUGCCACAGAAUCCAAAAAAAAAGAUUUGCUGCACAUCUCUACAAAUGCAAACUGCAGCAUCCUCAUAUCAAACUGGCAAUUUGUGAUUUCAACUCGACUCACCACAUGCCAGAAGAUGAAUUAAACUAUCACCAUGAACAUUGCCCUAGUAGGACGAGCAUUGAAGCCUUAAUUUACAAAGAGGAAGGGGAGUCUAGUAACCAAUACUCAAUUCAAAAUAUAAUUGUGGAUACUGAUGAAACUUGGGAUAAGUUCAAUGUACAAACUUAUAAUGCCGAAGAAAAGUGCCUGAAACGAGGAGUUUUAAGAAAACUCGAUGUUGCACCGCCUUCAAAAAAGAAAGAAUUCCGAGAUCAAGAACGGGAGAGGAUCAAGAAUGUUGAAAAUCCUAUUUGUGAUACAAUUGAGACUGUUAUUAUGGACAAAAAUGUUAUAAAGGAAAAUGAGGCUCGACGUGAAAAAAGAAUUGCAGCAUUGAGAGACCUCAUCAAGCGUAGGCAUCGUACUCAAAAUAAUGUUGCCAAUUUGAAAAUUUACGAUAACUAUACAGAAAAUUCGAGGAAUGAAGAACCUCAAAUGCAAGAAUUUGAAAGACUCAAAAUUGUAGAAAAUGGUAUUUGUGAUGUAAUAUCGCAGAAUGAGGGUGUGAAUGCCGAAAAUGAACAGGCAAAACAUGCAGCAAAAAUUGUUGCACUUAAGGAACUUAUCAAACGUCGUAUUUCUAAGCAUAAAGUAGGAUUGCAGCCCUAAAGGACCUUAUUAGACGUGGCGGAGCCACUCCUUACAGAGUUAGGGCACCAAAUGGAGCUAAGGUUGAGAUUUCCAGGUUUAAAUAAAAAAAAUGCCUCAAAGAUGUUUAUGGACCCCUCAAUAGCUGUGGAAGUUUUGUGGAUUUAUGUAUUUUUGAAUAAAUGUAGAACCAUAACUUAAGUUGAAACGUUUUCAAAAUAGUAAUUAUUUUCUGUUUAAAAAUCGUUAUAGAGUUUUCUUAGCAAAUUUAUUUCUUCAAAAAGAAUAUAUUCCUAUAUAGUAUAUUAUUAAGACUGAUUUUACGAAAAUACGUAAUCCAACUUAGAGGAAAAAUUGAAAUAUUUUUUUGAUCACAAAAUUGUAAUUUAUAGUAGGC
Molecule: messenger RNA, 1542 nt
Organism: Acanthoscelides obtectus
Lineage: Eukaryota; Metazoa; Arthropoda; Insecta; Coleoptera; Chrysomelidae
Source: the annotation of a GenBank genome assembly